Zonotrichia albicollis (white-throated sparrow) is the source of this 554-nucleotide messenger RNA. Its product is annotated as 14 kDa phosphohistidine phosphatase. Gene Ontology annotation, molecular function: protein histidine phosphatase activity. NCBI's taxonomy places the organism in Eukaryota, Metazoa, Chordata, Aves, Passeriformes, Passerellidae. The record is from RefSeq and is a predicted model, not a curated record. Gene Ontology annotation, biological process: peptidyl-histidine dephosphorylation. Gene Ontology annotation, cellular component: cytosol.
CGCUGCCGCCCGUCCCCUCAGGGUGGGCCGCCCCCAGCCCGUCCCGCCUCACGGCCGCCAUGGCACCCGCCCCGCCCCGCGCCUUCCCGCCCUCACGGCGGCAGCGCCAUGGCGGCCGUGCGGGACGUGGAGAUCGACCCUGAGGGCACCUUCAAGUACAUCCUGGUGCGCCUGCAGCGCCCGGGCGGCGGCGAGCAGCGCGACAUCGUCCGCGGCACCAAGGCGGCUGAGUUCCACAAUCAUAUAUUUGAAAAAGUAAAUCCCGAGAUGGAAAAGCUGGGAUAUGAGUGCAAGUGCCUUGGAGGAGGGAAAAUUGAACAUAACAGCAAAGACAAGAAAAUCAGGGUAUUUGGGCUCUCAACAGGCUAUGGAAAAGCAGAUCACUCAGUCACUGUAGAGAUACUGAAGAAAGAAUAUACAGAUUAUGAAAUUACAUGGUCAGAUGACAAGAAAUAAUCUUGUGAGCACAAUGAGCAGUUCCAACCUGGUAAAUGUGAGCUGCACUUUGAUAAAUAAAAUUGAAUGUGUGUUCUAUGUGUGCAACCAUCCAUCUG